Molecule: messenger RNA, 2567 nt
Organism: Helicoverpa armigera (cotton bollworm)
Lineage: Eukaryota; Metazoa; Arthropoda; Insecta; Lepidoptera; Noctuidae
Gene: Zpr1
Product: zinc finger protein ZPR1
Exons: 11
Coding region: 112-1569 (485 amino acids)
Cellular component (GO): nucleus; cytoplasm
Molecular function (GO): zinc ion binding
Source: RefSeq, a predicted model, not a curated record
UGGAACGCAGUUCUGUCACUGUCAGUCCAGUCAUCCAUCAAAGCAACGUGCGCAAGCAACAUUGCGAGAAUUUUCCAGUAAACUUACAAGUUAUCCCAACUCCCAGACAAGAUGGUGAGCGUCGGGCAGCAGCCCGUGUUCCGCGGCUUCGGCGGCAACGAGGAUGACGAGCCAGAGGUCACGGAGAUCGAGUCACUCUGCAUGAACUGCCACGCUAACGGUGUAACCCGGCUCCUGCUGACGCGCAUCCCGCACUACAAGAACGUGGUGGUGAUGUCGUUCUCGUGCGAGCACUGCGGCUACGAGAACAACGAGAUCCAGCCCGGCGGCGCCUACGCUGACAAGGGCGUGCUAUGGAAGCUGCGUGUAGAGACACCGGAAGACCUGAACCGGCAGGUGGUGAAGAGUGACUACACCUGUGUCCGCAUCCCCUCGCUUGAGUUUGAGAUACCUGCCAACAGCCAGAACGGAGAGGUAACAACAGUGGAAGGCAUUCUCUCCCGCGCGAUCUCCGGGCUGUCUCAGGAUCAAGAAGCUCGGCGCCUUGCGUUCCCCGCGGAGGCGGCGCAGCUGGACGACUUCCUGCAGCGGCUGGCGGCGCUGCGCGACCUGCGGGACUCCUGGACCCUCGAGCUAGAGGAUAUCACAGGUAACUGCUUCGUGGAGAACCCGGUGGCGCCGCGCCGCGACCCGCGCUGCGAGCGACGCGACUUCAGCAGGUCGCGAGCGCAAGACCUGCAGCUCGGCAUAUACAACCAGAACGACGAGACACCAGACGACAGCUCCCCCUCAGAGAACGACAACAGCGACUCGUACCCCAACAUCGGGUCGCUCCGCCUCCAGGGGGUGGACUCCGCCCCCAGCCCCGCCCCCUCGGCCCCCAGUGCGUCGGAGGGGCUGCUGUCGCCGGCGGCGGCGGACGCGAUGCCGUACGAGCGGCUGGAGGCGGACGAGGUGCUGCAGUUCCGCACCAACUGUCCCGACUGUAACGCGCCCUGUGAUACUAACAUGAAGAUGACCAACAUCCCGCACUUCAAGGAGGUAGUGAUCAUGAGCACCACGUGCGACUACUGCGGACACCGCACCAACGAGGUGAAGUCAGGCGGCGGUAUAGAGGACAGGGGCGUGAGGUUUGAGGUGCGCGUCGCCGGGAAGGAAGACUUCUCCAGAGAUAUACUCAAGUCGGAAACCUGCAGCAUGGAGGUCCCCGAGCUGGAGCUGGAGGUGGGGGGCAGAGCGCUGGGCGGGCGCUUCACGACGGCCGAGGGCAUCCUCAGCGCCACCGCCGCGCAGCUGCGAGCCUGCCCGGGCGCCGGGGAUGCACCCUCGCUCUCUACUGACAAGCUAGACAAAUUCAUCGAGAAGCUGGAGGAAGUCCUUCGAGGAGAGAGAGCCGUCACCAUCAUCCUGGACGACCCCGCCGGCAACUCGUACGUGCAGAGCCUCGCCGACGACCCCACGCAGCCCGACCCCGGUCUGAAGAUAACUCGGUACGAGCGCAACUUCGAGCAGAACGAGGAGCUCGGCCUCAACGAUAUCAACACCGACGACUACCUGCCCAGCCGCUAGUCGCGUGACGUCACGUCACGUCAUGACAGCGUGACGUUAUACUAGCGUGACGUCAUGACAGCUUCACGUCAUGCCGGCGUGACAGCGUGACGUUAUGACUGGGAGUGUUUGUGUCGAAAUUACAGCAAUUUGUAUGGUAUUUAGAUUGAUAGGUAGAGAGAUAAGGGAAGGGGUAUAAAUUAAAUGCUGCUAUAUGCUUAAAUGGUUAUACAUACUUAAAUAUUUUGUAUCAAUUAAGUAAUAUUAUUUUUAUAGCUAAUAUUGUCAAUACCUGUAUGUCGUUUGAAAUUAUAUACUCUUGCUUUCAAAAUAAAUGUGUAAAAUAUCAACGUCCUCUUCCAAUUAUAUAAAAGUUAUAUUUUACUUAAAAUUAAAUAAAGACAGGCUUACUUUCGCAUUUAUUAUAUUAAGUGAUAAAUUAAAUAAUGACGUUAACAAAUUGCUGUAAUUUUGACGCAAACCUGCCGUGAGCAAGAAUGUAACCGCAAUAACUUGUAUAAUUUGUUAAAAAAAUGGAAUAUCAAAUAAAUAAAAUGUGAUGUAUAUAAUGACAAACAAUAUUUAUUUUUUCUUUAACUUUUUAUAAAAUUGAAUGUCGUAUAAAAAUAAGGCAAAACGUUAUGUUUCUGGCCGCGUGCACACAACUGUAAUAUACAUACAGGGAUAGCGUGUGUAUGUGUGAGUGAGUGGUAUGAUGAGUGAAAACAAAAUCCCGUAAUGUAGGUCUAUGUAAAUAACCGCUGCGAGUCACACUCAUGUGUCGAGAUAAACAAAUUAAAACAACCUUAAUCACCAUUGACUUACUAUCCAUUACACGCUGCGAGUCACACUCAUGCGUCGGGAAUAAACGAAUUAAAAAAAUAGAAAAGAUUGAAAAAAUAAAUCUUAUCAACAAGCAUUUAUAUCCGAGUAGCGAGCUAUCAUGUAAUUCUUCUCGACCAUAGACAACUGUAAAUCUAGACUAGACGUUAUUGUUUUGUAAUACAAUUGUACACAAA